Messenger RNA from Neogale vison (American mink), 17493 nucleotides. It is a transcript of the gene LPP, whose product is annotated as LIM domain containing preferred translocation partner in lipoma. Gene Ontology annotation, biological process: cell-cell adhesion. The record is from RefSeq and is a predicted model, not a curated record. Lineage: Eukaryota; Metazoa; Chordata; Mammalia; Carnivora; Mustelidae. The transcript has 10 exons. Bases 584 to 2431 code for a protein of 615 amino acids. Gene Ontology annotation, cellular component: focal adhesion; stress fiber.
UUUUAAAGAAAGGAGACAUUUGCUUCUCUUGAUUAGAUAGUAGGUAGAUAGAUGCAUCCAUACAUAGAAAACUACAUGCAUGGAUGAAAGAUAAAAGCCCAUAAUUAGAAGCUCUUUUACCUUCAAGGUAGGAAGACUGUUCCUCAUCCUUUGGCUUCACCCAGGCCAGGGCAGUCCUUUGUUACUAUUCGCUUGAGAGAUUUAUUCACUUUAGUGGAGGAGAUACGCGUGAAAGAGAGGCUUGUGCCCCACGUGUCAUCUCUCGGUCUCCGUCGUGGCUGAGGGAGUCCCUCGGGCGAGUGGGAGUCGAAGUCUCCGUGGUGAGGAGGACUGGCUCAUCACCAGCUGCUCUAGGGCUGUGGCUUCAUUAUCAGCCACCGUGUGGUUAUUUCUCUCCCUCACUCCCCUUGCAUUCCAGUUUCAGCCUCUUCUUUGCCCAUCACCCGUGUCUCAGCAGGAAGGCAGGGCAGGCAGCUCGGUUCCAGAAAAGAUACUCUUGCUUCCAGGGGCAAGCCAGCUGCAGCCAAAGCAAAAUGAAAUUCUCGUGCCUUUCAGUUUCUUCCUUCAGUUCCAGAUUCCAACAAUGUCUCACCCAUCUUGGCUGCCACCCAAAAGCACUGGUGAGCCCCUCGGCCAUGUGCCUGCGCGGAUGGAGACCACCCAUUCCUUUGGGACCCCCAGCAUUUCAGUGUCCACACAACAACCACCCAAGAAGUUUGCACCGGUAGUUGCUCCAAAGCCUAAAUACAACCCGUACAAGCACCCUGGAGGUGAAGGUGACUUUCUUCCACCCCCGCCUCCACCUCUAGAUGAUCCUGGUGCUCUUCCGUCCAGCCCCGGAAACUUCCCUCCUCCACCACCCCUUGACGAAGGUGCUUUCAGGGCACAGCAGGGAAAUCCUGGAGGCAAGACCCUUGAGGAGAGGCGUUCGAGCCUGGAUGCCGAGAUAGACUCGCUGACUAGCAUCUUGGCCGACCUUGAGUGCAGCUCCCCCUACAAGCCUAGACCCCCACAGGGCUCUACUAGCUCGACAGCCUCUCCUCCAGUCUCCACCCCUGUCACAGGACACAAAAGAAUGGUUAUACCAAACCAACCGCCUCUAACAGCAACUAAAAAGUCUACAUUGAAACCACAGCCUGCACCCCAGGCUGGACCCAUCUCCGUGGCACCAAUUGGGACACUAAAACCCCAGCCUCCACCAGUCCCUGCUUCCUAUACGACGGCAUCGACCCCUUCCAGGCCUACCUUCAAUGUGCAAGUGAAGUCAGCCCAGCCCAGCUCUCUUUAUAUGGCUGCUCCUUCAUCAGGACAAUUUUACAGCCAAGGCCCAGGACCCCAAGGCUAUAACACUCCCCCAGUUUCUAUCUCUGGGCAGUGCCCACCUCCUUCAACACGAGGGGGCAUGGAUUAUGCCUAUAUUCCACCACCAGGACUUCAGCCUGAGCCUGGGUAUGGGUAUGCCCCUAACCAAGGACGUUAUUAUGAAGCCUAUUGCCCAGCGGGGCCUGGCUAUGGGGGCAAAAAUGACACCGAUCCAGCUUAUGGUCAGCAAGGUCACCCAAACACCUGGAAGCGGGAGCAAGGGUAUACUCCUUCUGGAACAGGAAACCAGAACCCCCCUGGGAUGUAUCCAGUUGCUGGUCCCAAGAAGACCUACAUCACGGAUCCCGUUUCAGCACCGUGUGCACCACCACUGCAACAAAAGGGUGGACAAACGGGUUCCAUGGGGCCUCCAGCUGUUCCCCCCUCAUUCCGUCCUGAAGAUGAACUCGAACACCUGACCAAGAAGAUGCUGUAUGACAUGGAAAAUCCACCUGCGGAUGAAUACUUUGGCCGCUGUGCUCGCUGUGGGGAGAAUGUCGUUGGGGAAGGGACGGGAUGCACUGCCAUGGAUCAGGUCUUCCACGUGGACUGUUUCACCUGCAUCAUCUGCAGCAACAAGCUCCGGGGACAGCCCUUCUAUGCCGUGGAGAAGAAAGCUUACUGUGAGCCCUGCUACAUUAAUACCCUGGAGCAGUGCAGCGUGUGCUCCAAGCCCAUCAUGGAGCGGAUUCUGCGAGCCACUGGGAAGGCCUAUCAUCCUCAUUGCUUUACCUGUGUGAUGUGCCACCGCAGCCUUGAUGGGAUCCCGUUCACUGUGGACGCUGGUGGCCUCAUUCACUGCAUUGAGGACUUCCACAAGAAAUUUGCCCCCCGAUGUUCUGUGUGCAAGGAGCCUAUCAUGCCAGCCCCAGGCCAGGAGGAGACUGUCCGGAUUGUGGCUCUGGAUCGUGAUUUCCACGUUCAUUGCUACCGCUGUGAGGACUGUGGUGGUCUCCUGUCUGAAGGAGACAACCAAGGCUGCUACCCUCUGGAUGGACACAUCCUCUGUAAGACCUGCAACUCUGCCCGCAUCAGGGUGCUCACCGCCAAGGCCAGCACCGACCUCUAAAUACAGUUGCCUGCUGAGCUGCUUAGUUGGGGGCACUGAGAAGAAGGAAGCACAAGACAAAGAUAUGGGAAAUACAGGAAAGGCAGUCAAGCCGUGAGAUGGUCUCUGUUGUUCCUCUAAUAUUAAUCCUUCUUUAGAAGCACAUAGAUGAUGAGAUUUUUUUUUUUUUACAUUCUCACCAGAUACACAUUUCACAUUUAAUCAUGUAGGACCUUGAUGGGCCUUUGUUCCCAAGGACUUCCACAUUUUUGCACGGAUUAUACUCCAUCCCAUUCACUUCUGCAUUCCUGUAACUUUUAAUCCCUAUGUUUGUUUCACUUUUCAUCUGGUUGAAUGGCUUUUUUUAGUGUGGUAUUUGCUGUCACGCAGUUUUUCUUGGGUGAGUCGGGCCAACUCACAGGUGCUUUUAGGCUUGAAGGGUCCGUCCUGUCAGUUCCACGUGGCCUGUGAACAGGAAGGAUAGCCACUCUUUUUCUGUGUAUUAAAAAGUACAUCUUUCGGUUACUCUAAACCAGUCAUGCCCCUUGGGGGGAAAAAUAGUGUGCCAUGUAUAUGUUAGGCUACAAAGAAUUUAAGCUGUAAAUUACAUAGGUUAAAAUAAGCCCAAAUUUAAUUUGCAACCAAAUUUGAUUGGAAAUUCAAAAUCUGUCGUGACCAGUGGUUAGGGCUCAUUUGAAAACAGUUAUUGAUGAGAGAGAUCCAAAGUUCACUUUUUUUUCCCUAAAGGAAUGCAGGGGAAAAAAAGCAUUUUGGGGGUAUUUUGAAAAGCUUAUUAUUAUCGCACCAUUCUGUCUUAAGAUUUCCCUUUUCCGUGCUACCUAGACCUCAUAAUUCAGACAAACUUUGUUUUCUCUGGAACAUUACAUUUACAAUACUGUCCCGCUUUUCAUCUCAGAAAUAUUGCCAUGUUGUUUUUUGAUCCAAACACAACUACCAAAGUUGAGCUUUCUGUGGGGGAAGACAGUCGUAAAGAACUGUCCUAUUCUUCCUCCCCCCUCCUCCCCCACCCCGCCCCAGGCCCCGGGUCCUUUUUGCCUGACAACUGCAAAUCAGAGCACACAAAAUAAAAUUGUGGAGUUUUGUUUAGUUUACUUUAAAAAGACAGGAAAGCUUGAAAAAAUGGUGAAACCACAGUUUCAUCACUCCCAUAAUCCCGCCGCAACUCAAAUUGCAUAUCACGGGAGAUGUGUUCAUAUCAUGAAUGUGACAUUUAUACCACACUUUUCAAAGACAAUCUCUGAAAAAAAAAAAACAACACUGCCUUUCUGAGCUAAAAAUAUGCAGAGUCUCUGCCUAGAAUCUUUAUUCAAACUCUUACUGGGCACUGAAAUGCUUGCUUGCCAACUACAGAACCCUUCUUUUGGGUUCUAACUUGUUUCUUUUAAAGAGAGACGCCCAUCUUUGUAACGGCAGGUUGCCAUUUUGUAGACUAAUCAAGUAUUUUGGAUUGAGAUUUCUUAAACGUUUCUUCAAAUCUUCCACAAGUAUAUACUUUUAAAUUAUGAAGUAUUUUAAGUAUACACAAAAUAUAAAUAAUAAUAUAAUGAAUCCCUAUAUACAUAACACCCAGUUUAAGAAAUCAACUAUAACAAAUAUAGUUAACAUUCCCUUAUGCACCCUUUCCUGAGUCCACAAAUACCUUUUUCAUGAUUAAGUGAUAAAGUUGAUUUUCUUGUCUGACUUUUAUUUGAAUUUUUAAUUUUAACACUCAAAACAGAAAUGAAAAAGUAUUUGUGCCUAUUUUGAAUUAUACCCAUGCCUCAGGAAUUCCAGUUACAUCGAUUUUACUUUAGUAGGAAUGAUUGUUUAGUUUUCUUUCUUUCUUUUUCUUUUUCAAUAAGAAAUUCUUAAGCCUAUGGUCAUUAGCUCACCUAAGUUAAUGUGUGGCUUUUUUGCCUUGGUCAUCCAAAGAGACCACCAAAGUUGGGACUUCGCAAAGUUUUCUCGGAAAACUUUGCCUUUCCUUACUUUGCUACUCUUAUCAUUGGCCUUAUAUUUUUCUUAAUGGGAAACACAAUGGGCAGCGUGUGAAUUUGAAGAUACUGUAGUGACUAUAUCUCUGAAUUUCCAUCCUCCACGUUCAAGAUCAGACUUGCUGAUGACCUCAAAAAGCACUAACUAUUAGCCAAUUGGAGAGAUAAUGUAAUUUGCUUGAAUUGCCUCAGCAAUUUGUUUUCUAUGAAAUACUUGGCGGAAAUUGUGCUUAGGCCAAAAGCCCAAUUUAUUGAGGGAUGAAUUUUAUCUCUUGAAGCAUCGUCAUAUUAUUAUGAAUUUUGCCAAAAGAGGAAAAUGUAUGAAAUAUUUAUACACUAAAAAUGCAAUACAUUCUACUUGUUUGUUACCUUUAAGUCCUUGUGUAACUAAAUGUUUACAAGCCAAAACAUUUUAAAGAGAGAGAGAGUUAUAAGAAAAUGCUGUCACAGACCCAUCACUGUGGCAUUGCCAGAAUACUGGUGGCUUUCAGUCUUUAUAGUACAUUUUUAUCACAUAACCUCAGAGUAUCUUUACCAAAGAGUUUUAAAGUAAAUCUCUUUUUAAUAUAGACUUAUUAUACUUUUGUAAUAAUGAAUGUGCACACACAUAUGCAGAAAUAUUUAGAUUCAGAUUUCUUUUCUUUCACAAGAUAUAGUAAGGAAAGGAUCCUAUGUUAUUUUGUUCCAGGAUUUCUUAAGUAUAUGAUUUAUAUUGCUUUCUUAUCUUUUCUAUUAAUCCUUUGGUUUAAACUAAUGCCAAAUCACUCUUUAGUGUUUUAGUUAUGUUAAGUUUUGCCUAUAACAGAGACAGAAAGAUCACUAUUACCUGAACAAUUAUAAUUAUUUUGUCUUUUGGUGUAGAGUCUUGAUUGUUAUUUAAAUUCAUAAAUAAUAGAAAAAUCAAAGUAUAUAAGAGAAAGUUUGUUAAACUAUACGGCUUUAAAAAAUUGUCAAGAACACAAAUAUUUGGUAAUUCUGUGUGAUAAGAGAUGUGGAAAAGGAAAAAAGAAACCCACUAUGUCAUGGGCUCUGCAUACCAUUCCAAAAUCAAAUUCCUUUACUGUCUGGAUCCCUAGCUCACACUGAGUCAACAUGAAGUCUCGUUUGCAAUCAAAAUUGCAUUUGAAACUCACAACUAAGUCAUGUGUCCCAGCAUAAGGCAUCAAGGCUUUGAGAUGCUGGACAUCUCUGCAGCUCAAAGACGUGGGUUUUUUUUUCCCUGUCAUUGCUAAACUGUUUAUGUAGGGGCAACUUCUCUGAUCAAGAUUGCUUCAUUGGCUGUCUGCUGACCCAUGCAGCCGAGUUAUCAACACUAUCAUUGUUUCCUCACCACGCAAGAUUCUGAAAAAUUGUUUAUGGUGAUGUUUAAAGUCUAUAAAAUUCUAACUACAUUUAAACAAGUGUUUUUAUUUGGGUUCAGAGGAAGACAGAGAGCACUUUGACAAGAGGGCUGUAGUAGAGGAUUUAUUGAAUAUAGACCGGUCUCUGAAAACACAACUUCCAACAGUUUUCCUAGUUAGUAAAAAUCCUAUUAAUGUGAACCAGCCGGGGAUAACAGUGUUAUUUCUAUUUGAUAUGGUUUGGGCUUCUCUUGUCAAAUCUGUGUCGGCUGCCCCCUGAUCCCUCCAUCAUCACGUUUUGAAGGGUGUCGGGGAAAUUAUGGCAGCUGCUAGGGAGAUCAGGGAAACACUGAUGUGACCUCCCAGCCUCUCACCACUCCUCUUGGCUUGGAAAGGCUUCUUUUUCUCAUAGACAUUUCUAGAAAUAUUGCCAUGCUACCUUAGUAUUUCACAUUUGUAGUUUAAACAAGUGAUUGUCCAUCUGUUGCCUGGAGCUACAGUACAUGUGUGUUAUGAAUGAAAUAUGACAGCAUGUUCCAUACCCUGCUUUAGCCAUCUGUAGGAAGCCAGUAGGCUGAAAAAGAUAUACCUCCACAAAAUGUGCCUGAAGUCCCUUUCUUGAGAUCGCUCUCGCAGGGCACUUUCGUGGGAGACAGUCCGAGAACAACAUGUAUAUGUGCCUUAUUUUUAGAGUGUCUACGCCACUACAGAUAUUCACUGGAGCGUCCGUAAUGUUAGUAAUCAUCUCCCAGAUUUCCAAGUACACUCAUCGGACAGGAAAACAAAAUCCAGAGAAGUGUAAACUCUUUAUCUUAAUGAGUUCUAAUAAUGUUUCUUUUCUCCUUGUCUCUUGGAAGGACCUUGUGGAUUCCUGAAUUAAGAAAACACUUUUAUGCCAGGAGGUGAUGUUGGAUGUUGUUAGUGAUUGGUUUUGGUCUUUCUCUGGUUGUAGUCCGAUAAGGAAGACAGAUUUCCAUUUGCGUCUUUACCACCCACUCAGCAUAUCCAUGUUUAGGAAUUGUCAUAGCUUUUUGGUUUGUCUGUUGUCUUAAUUUAAUAGUGGACAGAACAGGUUGAGGUCUGAGUUAUUAUUAUGGUACAACCGUGGACAUAUCAGGUUGUUAUUUACAUGACAGAUACGUAGAAUGAGAUUCUUCUUAAGAGGCUGUUGUCUGGGUAGCAUACUACGUACUAUUUCAAACCUUUAAAAAAUUAUCUGAUUAAAGCUCCAUGGUUUGGUGAGAAUUCUUCUCUCCCUCCUCGCCUUUUUCUCUCCCACCUCCUUUUUUAUCUCCUGACUUCCUUUCUUACAUUCUGUCCUGCUUUUCAUCCUACCUGUUAAUAUUAUUGUGCUUGGACUUUUCAUAGGUAAAUUAUAUCAGUGCAUCCUGAUCUUUACAGAUGUACAACCAUAGGAAGGGAAGGAAGCUACUGUCAAAUAUGCAUGGCAUCCAUAAAUCCUUCCUUUAAAAGGGCAUAUUUUCCAGAUUGUGUUUAUUCAUAAAGCAAGAUGAGAUAAUAGAGUCUUUCAGGUUGAUUUUAAUGACUUUUCAUCAGGGACUCAGAUCAUAGAGUUCUUGGCAAAUUCUUUAUGACUGCCCUACUUUUCUCAGCUAUAUGCAAAGUGAUCUUUCUAAGACUAGGUUAGGAAUUUUUUUUAAAAAUGCAAAGCAUUUUGGCCAAAACAAACAUAUUUUUAAGUGGUGUGGCAUGUUAUUUUAUUCUUAAUGAAACUUGGUAAUUUUCCUCAUGGCAAAGAAAAGCCUUUAUCUUUCCAGAAUUUUUAUACAUAUCAACAUUUUGCCUAUGAGCAAUAUUAAAUAUUAAAUUAAAUAUUAAAUAUUAAACCCUAAUAGUUGAAUCGCAGUAUUUUACAGGGAUAGGUCAGCGCCAGAGUUGUUCUCAGAGUAGUUCACAGGCCUGUGGUAUGUUUAUAAAAAACAGAAAAAGCAACCUGAGAAGAACAAGUCUGGGUCUGUCAGUAAAACAUUUUGUUAAAAUUCAGCUUUGAGAUUCUUUUGAACUCUGGCUAAUAUUGAUAAACGUGUGCCCUCUGUGUCCGUUUUUUUAAAAUCUGUUUGGAAAAAGCUUAUAUUUCUAGGGAUAUAUUUUCACCUUUGGUUUCUGCUCUCACUUCCACUUUCUGCAAGUUUUCACAGGAAUGACAUUGAUUUUUCCCUUUUCAGAGGGUCACAUGUAGGGGAAGUAAAACAUACUUAAUACAUGUUUAAUUCAAUACAUAACGUGAAUCUGCCAAGUCUCAGUGGGUAUGUUGUUUCGAUACAGAAGCAGAGUUUUGUGAAGGUUUUUUUUUUUUUUUUUUGGAGGUUUGUUUUUUGUUUGUUUGUUUGUUUGUUUUAACCUGUCUCCAAGAAGAGUGGAAUUCGGGAGACGAAGGAGGGUUUUAAGAAAAGGGACCGUCUACAACUGAAAUGAUGGCAGGAGAGUUCUUGUAAAGUGUGACUCUGAGAACUUGCAGAGGGGUUUCAGACAUCAACAACUGUAGUUGUUUAAACAAGUAAAAUAUUUUUAUAGUUUAUGAGGAAUUUAAAAAUCACUACGGAUCACCAUAUAUUUUUCCCUUGUUGGAAGAAAAGGGAACGAGAGCAGCCACUGGCCCCAUGGCAUGAUCGCAGCUACUGCAGAAAUUUGUAACACGCGUCCUUUCGCCCCCUCCAAGACAGGGCACAGCUCGUUCUCUGCCUAAACGAUGGUGAUUUAUAUUCUGACACACUCUUGGGCACACACCGCACUGUACCCUAAGCAUCUCUGAAGGUUAGAAGUUCCUGCUUUCACACAUGCAGUGUUUUUCCUUUUCCAAUACUUACCUCAUGAUGACAGGAAGUAGGAGUUCAGGUCUGUCGUUCUCUUGUUGAAAUCCAGUCAUCCACUCUCUGUAAUGUGGUACCUAAGCAGCCAAACUAUAACUGACUUGUACUCAUUUUUCUCUUUUUUAGUUGCAAACGCAGAAAACUAACUUUAUCUUAUUAACUUUAAAAAAAUAAAAGGAAAUAUAAAAUGGCUUAUUUUCCUGUAAAGAACACUUCUCCCUCGCCCUGUUUUACUUUCCUGCCCCUUGUGCAAGAAGUUGUAGACACUAUUUUGGUUAUCCAACAUGCAUGUGGUUUCUUUUGUGAAAAGUCGUAUGGAAGAUGCACUUUUAUGAAAUUCAUAAACAUUACCCCCCCUUAAAAUCACAAAAAAAUUACUAAAAGCUUUGCUGUUUAUUUCUGAUUAUUACUGGUUAGAACCACACUAAUACAUGUCUCUCUCUCCAGCCUUUGUUACAAACAAAAAUUUAUAUUCUACACGCAGAAGAUUAUAUAUACUAGAGAGAAGAGAAAACAUAUAGCUAAUUCCUUUGUAUAAUUUAAGAUACUUGCAUUAGUCUUUCCUUACAAUAUGCCUUUUUAAAUUUUCCAAGCAACUCAUCCACUUAGGGGCAAAAGAAAACCUUAUUCAUCUAACUGUGAUAGGCAUUUAACUCACUGACCCAAACAGCAGCCUUAUUGAACAGCCCGCAUAAUAGAUGCAGUCAGCUUGGCACUGAAUGUAGCUUCUAGUUCACUCUCAAGCCCCAGAAGUAGAAUGGUUCACCAAGAAUGAGACGGGUCUCGCUAUGUCAUCUUGUAUUAUAUAGUGUAGAGGGUUCUAGCUGACCCCAAACAUCCGUUGGUGGCAUUCCAAACAAACACAGAAUUGUGGGCUCUUUGAGGACCUGAAUCUCCUCUGUUAUUUUGCUAGCAAGUCACCAUCCUAUAUCUUAGACCUGGCCAGUAUGUAAUACUGUUCACAGCAGUCCAUUCUACUAUUAGGGCAACUCUUUUCUACAAAAGUUCUUCCUCGUGCUGCAUAUAAGUUUGUCUCCAGGGCUUCACAAAACAAGGCUAAUGUCUAAAUCUUUACUUAGAGAUUAGUUAUCAUGAACUCUUUCAACUCUUUGCCAUUUAUUGACAUGGUGUCAAAUCCGAUCACCCUUCUGCUUCUCCUUUGAACACUUGGACAAAUAGCUUUUAAUUUUAUUUCAUGCUGCUCAAUGAAACUUAGUAAUCACUUUGGGUCGGCCUAGGUAGAAACACUUUCUUUGGGGAUUGAAAGUAAAUGGAAGUGAAGUCACCCAAAGGAAACUGGUAGUCAACGUGGAAAUUUCCACCAAGGACCAAGACUCAGGAGAGUUGAAGAUAGAUGACCCUAGAUAUUCCAUGUGUAUAAAACAGACCUUUGACAUUGUUUCCUAUACUAUUUUUGAUGUAGCCAAAAUCCAAGUCAUUCUGAAAACAAGAAGCAAGCUAACCCCUACGCCAUCUACGAGAUUCUCACUUCUUGGUUAAUGUUCAUAAAGUCUCUGUAGCCCUCGCCCUUUGUCUCUGUCGUCCCAGGAAUAACACCUUUUUUUUUGGUCCACGUUCCCAUACUGAAUAUGUAAAAAGAGUUCUGAUUACUUUAUAGGAGUUUGACCUAAAUAUUUACUUGCUAAUUGGUUUCGAGAUUCACUUCCGUUUUCCCGUGCUCAAAUAUGUGUACCAAGAGAUGUUGCACUUUAGACCAAGUGAGCAGCUUCCCUGCAGAUCAGUUAGGAACUACCCUUAGGGGUCUGUAUUUCUCUUUACUUUUGUCUUUCUAACCUCCUCAUCCUUACUCAUCUUAAUUUAAAAAUUAGUGUAGGAGAAUCAGCCCCUAAGUAGCUUUGAUUCAGUCCAGCUGCAGUAAGAUCAAACAGGCUCAACAGGGACUCAGGAAGAUGGCAUCGAGAGGGGUGCUGCUUCCCAGUGGCAUCACUGAGGCUUCAUGGAGGAGUGAAAUUUGGUAAGAAAUACUGAACUGAUUCAUUGACUUGAUGUAGUUGAAGAAGAUUUAAGGUACUAGAAACACUAGAGGAGCAAAACUGUCUUCAGGAAAGACCCUAUACUUUAAGUAUUAAAGAUUCUGGAAUUUCCUUAACAGGAGAAAAAAUUUCCAGAUAUUCAGGGUCAAUGGGAAGGUAAAAGGCAUGGAGGAAGGCUAAUUCAAUUGCUGUUUUCUAUCUUGUAUCUUUAUAAUUGGAAGAUAGAAUGAGCCGCCCCAAUACAAUCCGGCACAUACAAGAAGCUUUAUAGCGUAGAUAUUCUACUCUUGGAGCAAACACACGUGUCUUUUGAACACCUGCAAGAGAAGAAGCAAGACAGCCUUGUUUUCCUAUUACAUUAGGUCAACAAUUGGAAAAGACCCUGCUAUCAUCAAUUUCACUUGGUGUUAAAAUUCCCUUUUACUGAGUCACUGCUAAGUGGUAAUCCAGACUCUGCGUACACGUCACCUGUAUCAACACGUUCAUAACUUCUUGGGUCUUCCAUUUCCUCCAUCAGACUUUGUUCAAACUCCCCUUGACUCUGAAGCAGAACCAAGUUUGGAGAUUAUGCUUGCCUGAGUGCCACAUAAAACUCAUCUUUAACACAUAAUAAAAUGUUGUUCCUCCCUUCAUUUUCCUUCCAAAUGUAUUUGUUUUCAUUUUGGCAACACAUUACAUUAAAAAAAAAAAAAAAAACUUUGAUUUUUAGCUAAAGAUUAAAAAACCUUUAAAGAGCCUUAAAAAGAGUCUGAAGCCUUCUCUGAGGGUCAGGUUUUAGAGUUUGUAUAAUUUUUUUUUUGUUGUUGUCUUUAUUUUCUUACUCAAAAGACAAAUGGUUCUGACAGUUGGUACAUACAUAGCUUAUGCCCUCCCCCCAGUGCCCAGCCCAUGAACAGCGCCCUCCAGUUACCUGGCCUGAUGAUAAUGGACCUGAAGGGGUUGAAAAAAUCUCCACUUCUAAAAAGGAAGAAGUCAAAUGCAAAAGAUAGUGGUUCUGUUGAAACUCUACUUUUGUCUAAUUGUUCUUUGUCAGAGGAAAUGGUUCUUGGGGGACAGGCUGAUAGGAUGUUCCGGUUUUAGGUAGAAAUGUAUACAUUCUUUCAGCGGUGCCCUGGGUUACCAUGGACUGUCACCCUGUUCCUCUCCAGGUUAGAAUUAGAGGGCCCUAUUGGCAGAACCUGUCACCAGUCUCCUGGGCAGGACCUGGGGGUGGCUUUCUGAGCUCUAAAAUAAUAAUUCCUAAGAGAGCUUACAAACCGCUUUCACACAUGAAACAGCCCUGGGAGGAAGGUUAUUAAUAGCCCUAUCCUAGAAGAGAGAGCUGAGGCUCAGAAUUGUUAAGUGACUUGCCAGAAGCAAUGCAGCUGGUAAGUGGCAGAUCUGGGGACGCAGCCAGGUCGUGCAAGUCCAGUGUGCUCUCCAGCCGCCGCUCUAGGGGCACAGAAUACCUCCGAGCACAAUGUGUGCUUUGCCCAGACUAAUGUGCCGCCUGUGCAAAGGCAUCCAGAGCUGUUCUCCUAACCCAUCCUAGACCUCAGGAGGCAAAGCCACGUGUGUGCUGCAGGGCCUCCGAUCGCUGAGCGCCUGCAUGCGUCUUCUGUGUCAUCCGGUGGGGAACGACCAGGUAUUCUGUCUGACCGGCACUGUGAUGAUGGCGGUCGGGGAAGGCCACCACCGAGAACAGCUGUGGCGCUGAAGCACACGGCAGCAAAUCUCCCCAGAGACUGUUGGUUUACUUUCCACAAAGGGGAAAGCUCUGCAGCCGUGAGGUGCAGCCUAUCAACCAAGUUCAUGUCAUUUCAAAUGCAGUGGAGGGCAGAGGCGACUGGGUCCCUAAGACAGGUCUCUCUCCCAUGGGCUACGAUUUACGACCCCCAGAGACAGAGACUUCUGGAGGAAAACAAUGUGGAGGGUUCUUCCUUCCGGUUCACAGUUACUGAGGCCCAAGGCAUCUGUCACUGCACCAGGCGCUUCCCACCCACCCACCCCAUGACCUUGAACUGUCUGGGAACAGAGGCUGCAGGACUGAAUGCAGCUCUGCCUUCGGUGUUCGCCAUUGGAGAGACAGGGCUGCCCAGGCCGGUAUGGUUUUGGGAUUCGUGUUUGCCUAUUCUGGGGGUUUGGUACUGCAUUGUUCCCCGGAUGCUCACUCAGAAGCCUCCGUGAUACUCUAGAAGCUGCCCUACGUGGCAGGCCAACAACUCCCCAUUCCUUCUCUUGAGCUGCGUUCCCUGGGAAGGCGCGCCUUUUGAUUCGUGCUCUUGGGCUUCCCUUUUCUCCCAUUUCUCAUUAUAGUUGUUUGGCUUCCAGUUAAAAUCUGUGAACCGAUGGCAAGGUAUUCUCUCUUCGUCUGAGUUAAAUCUCCUGUAGGAAACCUGUAAAAUGAUCUCAUCUAAUAAGCUUUCUAGGCUUUUCCCUCUCUAGAGUCUACCGUCCCAUCAGGCUGCUCUCAGCCUCCCUCUACUUAGUCCCUGGGAUUAAUGAAGGCCACAUAAAGUCGCAGACAGCCUCUCACCCCUUUCCACACUUCACACCUGGAACACACAGGACGGGCCAGCGGGGCCAGCGGGGUAGUACCCUUGGCGGAAAUGGCAACAUUCCAAGCCUGGAGAGGUGCCUCGUUUUCCUGUGAGGCUUGAGAUAUACUCUGGCUGAAGCUGUGGAGAGCAGUUCUUGUAGGAGAGACAGAGUACCCCUACCUGGGAGUGGGUGACUAGAAUAAGAAUUUUGAGAACUCUCCAGAAUUAUCUAGGUGACUCCACCCAGGUAGAAACAACCCCAGGUGGAGCCUGUGACAUCUCCUUAGCAGGAAAAAAAAAAGGACCGUGAGGUAGUGAAGAUGGAGAAGCAGCCCUUUAAAAAAAGAAAGGGAGUCACAAACACUGAUCUCCCUUCACAUAAUGUAAAGAAAAUUAUGAAUAAAACCUCUCCUUCCUCCAUUCUACAUGAUGCCGUCCUCCAUAUGUAGGGAAAACACAAUUGCGUUGUCUUUAAAACACACACCCGUGCACGUGCGUGCACACAGUCUCACGCAUAUGCACAUACAGACGUCUUCCAAGAAAGCCGAGCCUUCAAAAAAGAAAUCUUAUUUUAAAACACUUGGGUUUUUCAGGCCAGGAAAUUAAUAAUUCCUAGACCUGACCCAUUUUUGUGGCUGCCAAGAAGGAAAAGAGAAAGCUCUUUAAAUUUUGUAUGGAUCCAUUUAUCUCUUAAAAUACGCCAAAGCGAUUUGAGGUGGGGGUGGAAACCAAAGUGUUUAUCUCUCCUGCCUGAUUCUCUCUUUACAUUUCUAUGUGUGGGGAAAAGAGUAAAGCCUCUUCCCGGGCCAUUCUGACUGAAGCAUCCUGUUCCCGCGUUGGAAGGUGCCUGCCAGCUCUGUGCCAAGAGGAGAGAAUCACACUUCCUCUCCUGACUCCAUUUACUCCAUCAUGAGGGAGUAGAUAUUAAGUCUGGAUGUCUUUCCUCACCAAAUUAUUUAACGCCAUUUCUGAACUGCUUUAGAAAAUGUAAAAAGGGGAGAAGCUGGUUUUUCUUGGAUGCAUGUCUCCUUUCCUUUCUUUCUUAAGAGACUUAAUUAUAAAAGGGGGAAAAAGUCCAAUACCUUCUCGUCUCGUUUUCUCUGUGAGUGACAGCUGAUGAUCACUUAGGAACCAUAAGCCAGAAGUAGGAGAAGAACAUAGCCAGGUUGUGAUGUGUCUGCCAAUGGGGUUCAUUCCUUCAGACUCAGACUUCAGAGGAAACGGGAUUUUGAUCAGUUAAAUGCCAACAAUAGAAAUGGCCUGAUUUUCAUUUCAAAUCAGAAAAGGCAAGUCGAUAUUUAGGCAACGUUUGCAUUUUACUAACCCUUCUGCUUUGUUUUUCGAUGAAUGCCAAGCACAUCAAUGCAUCAGGGAGAGAUUGCUAGAACGAGCCAGAGUGCCCUAGACCUCUCUCCCUAGGUAGCACGCUGAAACUGGCAGACACCGUGCGGGUCUCCUCAUCCCCACUGAAAUGUCAGAAUUGAGACAUAUCCUUGAUGAGAGAGAUUUAGGACCCUGGAAACUGAAUCUUAUCACCAGUGUGUAUAGUGAAGUAGUUGCAGAAUCACAUUUAAAAGACUUACUUCCUCUUACUCCCCGUUUACUCUCUUGGGAAAGCUGAUAAGUAAAUGAUCCAAGAAUUCUUUCCUUAGUAAACAAAGUCAGAAUCUAUUUCCCCCCUCAAAAUCUGAAUUCUGUCCUUGUUCUUUUUCAGGAAACCCAUCAAAGAGCAAACGGAAUUAAAGAUGACACUUGAUUGUCUGAUCCGUUAGUGUGAAUAAAAUUAUCCUGUGAUUGAAUGUGCCUUAAGUGAAAAUUUAAACUUAGAUGCUGCAUUUUCACAGCUGGAUGUAACAUUAACUUCUUCCGGGCUAUCUGUGCAGUGAACUAUUUUGUUUUUGUUUUGUUUUGUCUUUUAAACUCCACGUUUAUCAUUCGUUUAACAGAUUUGGGGCUCUUUCUCUACUGGGAAUAUGUGCAAUUAUAAGACGCACCAAAAAAAAAAAAAAGAAGGGAAAGAACUUUCUGAGUAGCAAAUCUGUGCCACGAAGGAGACGUGACAUGGAGAUGCGGAGCCCGAGGAUAGUAAUUUUUCUGUGCUGCACACACGAGCUUUUAUUUCGUGGCUUUGUCACAGGCUUUUCUCCUUCUGUGCCGUCACCUUUGAGAAAAACGAUUGCACCUUCUCCAAGUCUGCCUUUUUAACAGCUACAGUUGAGUUGGCAAGACUUCCCCAGCUCUGAAUAUAGCCAUUUGCCGACUCCGGCCUCUUUGCGAGACUGACUCAAAUCUGUGAUCUUCUGUUCAGCAUACACAUCAGCAAAGUGAGAAGAUGAGCACUAAAUAUAGGCUCUAUUAACUUUACUUUUAGAUUUACUGCCUUCAAAAAGUGCCUAUUCUGAGAAACAUAAACGUUAUUCCUACAUAUGUAUGUACACACGGUACCCGGAGUCAUACUGUGCAGCCUUCAAAAACAUACCAUCUAAAGGAGUAGGUGCUAAGAUGAGGAACGCUUGCCAAAUGGAAGAAAGUCACUCAUUUCCAAUAUCCCCUCUCGAGUGGCACCGUGAAACAGGCUGCAAACACAUUCCCUGAGCAUUCCUUGCUGAUACAGCCACUUGGUAUUUAUAUCUGACUGGAUGGCGGCACACCGCUAAGGCUUCCUAUAGUCUGCUCCCAGGGACUCGAUGCCGGACGGAACUGGAAUGUGCAGUCAGAAGGAAACAGUGUUAAGGAGAAUUAAUAGAGCCAGGAUCUGUAUUAGGAUAUGGGUCGUAUGUGUGUUUUAUAAACUAAGCAUUGGUGGGUUUCGCAUGUCAGCCCAUUUUUUUUUUCCCUCCUUUUAUCUCUCAGGCUAACAUCAGAGAAAAUGAAAGAAAAGUCUUGGCUGUGAGGAUUGGAGGCUCAGGGGGCCAAAUGUCCUUGCCAGAUCCUUAGAGCAUCUUUACUUUGACUCCUAAAAAUAGUAGCAUAUGUUAUCGAGUGACUUUUGUUUCCGUAGUUCUGUCGUGGGCAUCGCAGGCAUAGACGCUGCUGAUGGGACAGCGGCACCGCCCGGAAGGAGGGGCUCGUCUCCAGGUGUGGCGCAGGAGAGGGUCCGGGGAAAUAGGACGAGGGAGACCGUGCAUGAUUUUAGGAAAAAGGGUUGAAGAGAGGACGUGCUUCCAAAAAAGAUCUUUCUCAAUGUGUCGUCUGACUCAACCAGCUGGCAAAUUACGCUUGCCAAGUCGCUCUCUUUCCUUCUAAGUCAUUUGGCUCCAUGUUCAUUUGAAUACGCCUCUCCUUUGGGAAAGAGAGAUGCCUCCAGUUAGCCUCUCUCCAAGGAAGCUCUUGACGUUGUCUUGGUCACAAAGUUAUCUCCUGCCCCACCCACUUUUCACCAAAAGGAAGUAGAGAGGGAUGAGCUAUAGGAGAUGGUUUCCAUGGCACUGCAGUCAGCCACCAUUCUGCCUUCCAUAUAAGGUGUAUGUAGGGGGCUACAUACACCAGGGAUGAGGCUGGAACAGAUUACUGUUGCAUAAUCUCAAGUGUGGACCACCCUGCGUUAGCUGUCAUCGUUUUAUGAGACCAGUUGGCUCCCUGGAGAAAGAGUGAUACUCUUCACUAAAAAUGUCUACUCUUCCUGUUGACGUUCGUUUUCUGUUUUUACCUUAUCCAGUUUCAACACUAGUCAUUUUCUAUUUUUUAGAGCAUCAGAUGUCAGUGCUAGAUAAGAGUUGAAAAAUCUCUGUGUGGUGUCAGAAGUAUUAGGAUACGGGGGUUUUCUCCUUGGGAACAAGAUGGUGGGGAAAGCGACGAUAGGGCUCUGCUCCAGGUGUCAACCUGAUGACCAUGACUGUGAGAGAGAGAGAAUUUUGUGUGAAUGUUAAGUGGUAAAGGAGAAGGGGGAGACAGGUAGAGGCCAGGUUUUCUCUCCAAGAGCAAGAAUGUCCCACUGAGUACAGGCUUAGCCCCACCACGAUCAGCUGCUAAUCAGAAUAACAUUCCCUGAUUUAGGGAAAGCCACACGAACACAUAUAGGGAAUAUGCCUUUUUUCACAUAUGUGGUACUGACAGAGCCAUGAUAUUCCUAAAAUAUAGGUUCCUCUUUCUUAUUUUAUUCUUAGCAAAUCACAUUUCUCCACUACAUCGUGAACCAUCACUGACUUAUCCAAAAUAACCUACAUGAUUCCUUAUGAAAAUAAGAAUAAAACCUGUUAUAAGCAAGUGAUUUGGGUAUUUUCUUUGUAUUUAUGUAUUAUCCAAUUAUAUUAAAACAUUUCUAUUUACCUUCUUUUUUUCCUCUGUUAUGUUUUUCCAAUGCUCUAUAAGAAUAAAUACAAAAAUGAUAUUCCUUUUUUUUCUGUAAAAGAUCUGCAACUCCUUUAUUAUAUUUAGAAAUCCAAUAAACUUCUUAUUACAUAUA